UUUUGUCAGUUCCAGUCCUUCCCGUUCCCAUGGCAGUGGCCAUUAUCGGCCUAUGCCCCCAGCGGGUCUCGGUAUCCGUUGAAAAGCCCAGCCUAGGGGCUGUGCUGGCGCUGGCGCUGCAGAAGGCAUGGCGCAGCGGCUCUGCCGGCUUUUUGGCCGGCACCCUGCAGGUGCUGGCGUUCAUGUGGCUGCGCACCGCCAUGAACUAUCAGUACAAGUUUGGCGGAACCCUGCGCGAGGUGUUGCGGAAGCUCUACGCUGAAGGAGGACUCCUACGGCUGUACCAGGGUCUUUUCCCCUGGGCGAUCUUCCAAGCGCCGCUGUCCCGGUUCGGGGACGUGGCGGCCAACGACCUGGCGCUGGUGCUGGUGGGGCACCUCUUCCCGCAGGUGCCGGUUUCCCUUGCCACCUUCCUGGGGUCGCUGUCCUCUGCAGCCUGGCGGAUCGUCAUCACCCCAGUUGACACCUGCAAGACGAUCCUUCAGACUGACGGGAGCAAAGGCUUUGCCAUUCUGAAGGACAAGAUCUCCAAAGGCGGCUUCUCAGUGCUCUGGAGCGGCUGGGAAGGCAACUACGUGGCCAAUGUGAUUGGCAACUACCCCUGGUUUGCCACCAUGAACAUGCUGCAGAAGUCAGUCCCCAUUCCUCCGGGAAACUUCAUGAAGUUGGUGAGGAGUGCCUUCAUUGGAGCCAUUGCCUCCUCAGUGAGUGAUGUGGUAGCCAAUUCCAUCCGGGUCAUCAAGACAAAGAAGCAGACCAGCAGUGAGAACUGCAGCUACGUCUCUGCCGCUCAACAGAUUAUCGACACGGAUGGCGUGUCCGGCAUCUUCUUCCGCGGUCUGAGCACCCGAGUGUUUACAAACAUCCUGCAGAGUGCUUUCUUUACGGUGCUCUGGAAGUACCUGUCAUCCAGGUAGUUCGACCGCUUCAGCUUGCAUGUGCCAAUUGCUUCAGCCCAGAAAAGCGCACGAACGAGCCAUUGGAUUGGAGCGUGUGAUGGAAAUGCGGCAAAAUCAGCACGCGCUGCGAGUGCAUGCGUCACGCUGCCCUUCCUCCCUUGGUUGCUUCUCCUAUUCCGUGUCUUUCCA
This is a messenger RNA of Effrenium voratum, 1088 nucleotides long. Lineage: Eukaryota; Dinophyceae; Suessiales; Symbiodiniaceae. The record is from the annotation of a GenBank genome assembly.